Messenger RNA from Penaeus chinensis, 1051 nucleotides. Its product is annotated as 4-coumarate--CoA ligase-like 5. NCBI's taxonomy places the organism in Eukaryota, Metazoa, Arthropoda, Malacostraca, Decapoda, Penaeidae. The record is from RefSeq and is a predicted model, not a curated record. Bases 125 to 1051 code for a protein of 308 amino acids. The transcript is spliced from 6 exons. Gene Ontology annotation, molecular function: CoA-ligase activity.
GAGAUAGGCAGCACCCAGCACCUCAUCCAAACACCGUGUGUACUUGGAGGCGAGCGGUCCGGAGGGAGACACGGUUUCGAAUAGCAGAACCAUUGCAGUCGUCCAUUCGAAUACGACGAACGAGAUGCCUGACACCGAGGGCGCGCGAGAGGGAGUCCCCAGCAUCCUGCGGUGGGAUGGCCCCGUCCCCCUCCCCCCGAUCCCGGACACGAACUACGCCGACUUCGUGCUCAACAUCAUGCUGCAGCACGGAGAGAAGCUGGCGCUGGUCGACGCAAGGACAGGGAAGUAUCACACGUACGGGGACGUCUGCCGAGCCGUCCCGAGGAUCAAGGCGGGCAUGGCGGACGCGGGCGUGAGGAUGGGAGAUGUCCUGCUGCUGGUGACGCCCAAUCACAUCGACUUCCCCCUCGUCCUCCUGGCCACGGUGCUGGCCGGCGCCGUCUGCGUCCCCGUCAGCCCGACUCUCAAGCCAGACGAGGUGGCCCACGUCGCCCGGACGAGCGGCGCGCGGUGGGCGGUGGCGCACGAGACGCUGGCGCCCGCGGUGACCGAGGCGUUCAGCCAGCUGCCCCCGGGCACUCUCCGGCAGCUGUGGGUACUGGGCAGCGCCCCUCGCCUGCCCUCGCUCACGAGCCUCCUGCGGGACAGCCCCGCUUCUGACGCCCAUGCACAGGAGAUCGCCGAUCCGAAGACGACCGUGGCAAUGAUGCUGUUUUCGUCCGGCACGACGGGGCCUCCCAAGGGCGUCAUGCUGUCUCACCGAAACCUCCUGACGUCGCUCCUGCAGAACAAGUACAUGAAGAGUCUCGCCCCUCCAGGAACCCCCAACUUUUUGGAAUCCACGCUGAUGGUCAUCCCCGUCUGCCACACCUACGGAUACAUCAUUCUCAUCAGCUGCAUCCUCUCGGGCGGCAAGACGGUCAUGAUGGCCAAGUUCUCACCCGAGUCCUAUUUCGAGGCGAUCCAGGCGCACAAGGUGAGUCACAGGGACGCCUCGGGGGCUGGGAGGGACGGGCGCGGAGGGGGGGCGCGAGGGCGAGGGAAGUGA